Dipodomys ordii (Ord's kangaroo rat) is the source of this 1244-nucleotide messenger RNA. RefSeq names its product phosphoribosyl pyrophosphate synthetase 1-like 1 (gene Prps1l1). The record is from RefSeq and is a predicted model, not a curated record. Gene Ontology annotation, molecular function: ATP binding; ribose phosphate diphosphokinase activity; magnesium ion binding. Bases 288 to 1244 code for a protein of 318 amino acids. Gene Ontology annotation, cellular component: cytoplasm; ribose phosphate diphosphokinase complex. Lineage: Eukaryota; Metazoa; Chordata; Mammalia; Rodentia; Heteromyidae. The transcript has a single exon. Gene Ontology annotation, biological process: 5-phosphoribose 1-diphosphate biosynthetic process; ribonucleoside monophosphate biosynthetic process; purine nucleotide biosynthetic process.
CUCAUAAGAGCAUCAUUAAUAGUAGUAAUGAAAAUAAUGGUAAGAGCAAUACAUCUCAUCAUCUAGAAAAAAAAUGUGCAGUUUUAAAGUAUAAAGCAGGUGAGGUUCAGGAUCUAUUUGCUAGAGUCGCAGUCCGUUUAGUCCCACACACCGGAAGAGGGUCUAACGGCUUCGUAAGUAACGGGCAGGGUAACAAACGGAAGCUGUGGUGGUGGUGUGGUGGCCUGACUUCCGGUUGCGUUUCGCUGGCGGGGAGAGAUUGCGGAAGGACGCCUGGUCGGCCCAAGAUGCCGAAUAUCAAGAUCUUCAGCGGCAGCUCCCACCAGGACCUAUCUCAGAAGAUCGCCGACCGCCUGGGCCUGGAGCUGGGCAAGGUCGUGACCAAGAAAUUCAGCAACCAGGAGACGUGCGUGGAGAUUGGCGAGAGCGUGCGGGGAGAGGACGUGUACAUCGUCCAGAGCGGCUGCGGCGAGAUCAACGACAGCCUCAUGGAGCUCCUGAUCAUGAUCAACGCCUGCAAGAUCGCCUCAGCCAACCGCGUCACCGCCGUCAUCCCCUGCUUCCCCUACGCCCGGCAGGACAAGAAGGACAAGAGCCGCGCGCCCAUCUCGGCGAAGCUGGUGGCCAACAUGCUGUCCAUCGCAGGCGCCGACCACAUCAUCACCAUGGACCUGCACGCGUCUCAGAUUCAGGGCUUUUUCGACAUCCCCGUCGACAAUUUGUACGCUGAGCCAGCUGUGCUCAAGUGGGUGCAGGAGAACAUUGCCGAAUGGAGGGACUGCACCGUCGUGUCUCCGGACGCGGGCGGAGCCAAGAGGGUCACCUCCAUUGCCGACCGCCUGAAUGUGGACUUUGCCUUGAUUCACAAAGAACGCAAGAAGGCCAACGAAGUGGACCGCAUGGUGCUGGUGGGCGACGUGAAGGACCGGGUGGCCAUCCUUGUGGAUGACAUGGCUGACACCUGUGGGACAAUCUGCCAUGCAGCUGACAAAUUAGUCUCCGCAGGAGCCACCAGCGUGUAUGCCAUCUUGACUCACGGAAUCUUUUCUGGCCCAGCCAUCGCUCGCAUCAAUAGUGCAUGCUUUGAAGCAGUCGUGGUCACCAAUACCAUACCUCAGGAGGAGAAGAUGAAGCAGUGCCCCAAGAUACAGGUGAUCGACAUCUCUAUGAUCCUUGCUGAAGCCAUCCGGAGAACUCACAAUGGGGAAUCCGUUUCCUAUCUGUUCAGCCAUGUUCCUUUGUAA